Molecule: messenger RNA, 4266 nt
Organism: Hypoxylon fragiforme
Lineage: Eukaryota; Fungi; Ascomycota; Sordariomycetes; Xylariales; Hypoxylaceae
Product: calcium-translocating P-type ATPase
Exons: 3
Coding region: 1-4266 (1421 amino acids)
Biological process (GO): calcium ion transmembrane transport; intracellular calcium ion homeostasis
Cellular component (GO): intracellular membrane-bounded organelle; membrane
Molecular function (GO): ATP binding; P-type calcium transporter activity; ATP hydrolysis activity
Source: RefSeq, a predicted model, not a curated record
AUGGCCGAUCCCAACCCCAAUCCCAUCAAAGAUGGUUCCGAGGGGACGCCGCGUCGAGCGAGAGCUCCUACAAUCACGAUUGACACUACAAAUGAUAAUGAGCCUUCAUCCACUGCUCCCCAGCAGUCGCCCGUAUCCCCUCACGAUGAAUCGAUAAGUCCGACAACACUGACAGCAAAUUUCGCAACUGAGAGGACGGCCGCAACCCUCACUUCUCAGCCAUCUAAUGCCAGUUCCAAGGGAGAGGUGCGGCCAACGGGUUCGUUUGAUAGCACCAGGGAUAGUAGGCCGACAAGCCCGCAUAACGUUUCUAGCCCAGUCACUUCAAGAGCAAUGGAAAAAGGUCAGGCUUUUCUUUCAGUGCCGGAAAAUCACCAUCGUUCGAGGCAAAAUUCCGUCGACAGUGACGAUGGAGCACGGUCAAUUGGAUCUUCCCAAGGGGAUACUGUUACCGGUGCAGCAUCAUGGCAGGGCGAGAAGAGUGCGGCAUCGAAAUUUUCCUUCGACAACGAAAAGAUAAUGAAGGAUGAGACUGCCUUGAAACCGGACCAAGGCAAGGAGUCGGAUUUCGUGGUGGAGAAUAAUCCCUUUGCGUAUAGCCCUGGUCAGCUCACCAAGAUGUUCAACCCCAAAAGUCUAUCCGCCUUCUAUCAGCUUGGAGGUCUUGCUGGCAUGGAAAAGGGGUUGAGGAGCAAUCGAGACACAGGCUUGAGCCCGGACGAGAAGCAUCUGGAUGGCAAAGUAACAUUUGAAGAAGCUACAAGCCGCUCGGCGUCUAAGUUGGCGAAUGAAGGGCUAGAUAGCCCACAAACCCCCGUCGACCAUUCGCAUCCCAACCACAAACAUGCAUCCGACGAGCAGUUCAUUGACAGAAAACGAGUCUACGGCGAUAAUCGAAUUCCCGAGAAGAAGGGCAAGAGCUUUUUGCAACUGGUAUGGAUCACCUAUAACGACAAGGUUCUCAUUCUACUCUCCAUCGCCGCCAUUGUCUCACUCGCCGUCGGUCUUUACCAAACUCUUGGUAUUCCGCAUAAUCCGGAUGAACCACCAUCUGUCGAGUGGAUCGAAGGUGUGGCUAUCAUCGCGGCCAUUGUCAUUGUAGUAUUGGUUGGCUCUCUCAAUGAUUGGCAGAAGGAAAGGCAAUUCGCAAAACUCAACAGGAAGAAGCAAGACCGCCUCGUCAAGGUAGUUCGUUCGGGCAAGACGGUAGAGAUAUCUAUUUAUGACUUAUUAGCAGGCGAUGUUGUCCAUCUGGAACCCGGCGAUUUGAUCCCUGUUGAUGGCAUUCUUAUCCAAGGCUUCAACGUCAAGUGCGAUGAAUCGCAAGCUACAGGUGAGUCGGAUGUUCUCCGCAAGAGACCGGCCGACGACGUUUUUGCCGCCAUCGAAAACGGGGAAGACACGAGAAAGCUGGAUCCUUUUAUCCAAUCUGGUGGUCGAGUAAUGGAAGGUGUAGGAACCUUUCUUGCUACAUCUACCGGUAUUUACUCGAGCUACGGUAAAACGAUGAUGUCUCUGAACGAGGACCCUGAGAUCACGCCUCUCCAGUCUAAACUCAACGUCAUUGCUGAAUAUAUCGCGAAGCUUGGAGGUGCUGCUGGUCUACUAUUGUUUAUCGUACUUUUCAUCAUGUUCCUGGUCCGCCUCCCCUCAAACUCGGCAUUAUCACCUUCCGAGAAAGGCCAACAGUUUAUUGAGAUCUUCAUCGUCGUUGUCACUAUUAUUGUUGUUGCGGUUCCAGAAGGAUUACCUCUCGCUGUCACCCUGGCGCUUGCUUUUGCCACCAACCGCAUGGUUAAGGACAAUAACCUGGUACGUCACCUAAAGGCUUGCGAAGUCAUGGGAAAUGCAACGACGAUUUGCUCGGACAAGACUGGUACCUUGACACAAAACAAGAUGACUGUUGUGGCCGGCACGAUUGGUAUCUCUCAUCGAUUUGGAAGCGGGAAACCACAGGGAGAAAACGGCCCUGCUCCCGAAGAACCAUCGGAGAAGGAAUUCGCUACUUCUCUCAGCAAGGAUACCCAGGAGAUUCUACUGAAAUCCAUCUCCCUGAACUCGACUGCUUUUGAAGGCGAGGUUGACGGUGCCAAGGCUUUUAUUGGAUCCAAGACUGAAACCGCGUUACUCGAAUUUGCUAAAGCUCACCUCGGUAUGGGACCUAUCAGCGAGGAGCGGGCAAACGCAAAGAUCCUGCAGCUUAUUCCUUUCGAUUCUGGCCGCAAAUGUAUGGGUAUCGUCGUUCAAAAUAAGAAUGGCGGGGCUCGUUUAUAUGUAAAAGGUGCAUCGGAAAUUGUUCUUGGCAAGUGUUCAUUGAUGCUUCGCGACCCGACGAAAGAUACGUCGACUGCUCCUCUUACCCCAGACAACACAGAAAUCAUCAAGGGUCUCAUCGAGGACUACGCAUCUAGAUCACUACGAACAAUUGGCAUUAUCUACCGCGACUUCGAGAGAUGGCCCCCACGAGAUGCCCGACGUACCGACGGCGAUCCGAACGAGGUCGUUUUCGAGAAGAUCUUCAACAACAUGACUUUUAUCGGUAUGGUCGGUAUCCAGGAUCCUCUUCGUGAAGGUGUCCCUGAGGCAGUCAAACAAUGCCAAAGGGCCGGUGUGAUUGUUCGCAUGGUUACCGGUGACAACAAGCUUACGGCUCAGGCUAUCGCGAAGGAGUGCGGCAUACUAGAACCAGACGGGUUAGUUAUGGAAGGACCAGAGUUCCGAAAUCUUAGCAAGUUGCAACAGAAUGAGAUCAUUCCGCGUCUCCGCGUUCUUGCGCGUUCUAGCCCCGAGGAUAAACGCAUUCUUGUCCGCCGAUUGAAGGAUUUGGGUGAGACUGUUGCUGUUACGGGCGAUGGUACAAACGAUGCACCUGCUUUGAAACUGGCCGACGUUGGGUUUUCCAUGGGUAUUUCUGGCACCGAAGUUGCAAAAGAGGCAUCUGCUAUCAUUUUGAUGGACGACAAUUUCACCAGUAUCGUGAAAGCCUUAAAAUGGGGCCGAGCUGUUAACGAUGCCGUCAAGCGAUUUUUACAAUUUCAGCUUACUGUCAAUGUCACGGCCGUCGUGUUGACUUUCGUUACGGCCGUCUCCAGUAGUGAUGAAGGCUCCGUUCUGACAGCCGUUCAGCUUCUAUGGGUUAACUUGAUCAUGGACACACUCGCCGCGCUUGCUCUGGCCACCGACCCUCCCCAGGACAGUUGUUUAGACCGAAAGCCGGAACGCAGGGGUGCCAACAUUAUUUCGAUAACGAUGUGGAAGAUGAUCCUCGGCCAGGCAAUGUAUCAGUUGGCAAUCACUUUCGUGCUCUACUAUGCUGCGGUAACUAUCGGCAUAGCUCAAGAGGUCGAGAAUAAUCAUGAUCAGGCCACUCCACGUGAUACUCUGGUUUUCAACACCUUCGUUUGGAUGCAGAUCUUCAACCAAUGGAACAAUCGUCGGUUAGACAACAAAUUCAACAUAUUCGAAGGCUUGUCGCAGAACUGGUACUUCCUUGCAAUCAAUCUUGCCGUGUCAGGUGCUCAGGUCCUCAUCAUCUUUGUUGGCUCAACCCCUUUCAGCAUUUCCACAACCGAUCCGCCUCAGACCGGUCCCCAAUGGGCGACUGCAAUCGUGCUUGGUGCAAUUUCCAUUCCUGUGGGGAUGGUGAUCCGCUUAAUUCCUGACGAAUUGGUCAGAAAAUGUAUCCCUGAGUCUCUCAAGAAGAAGAGCGGCCUUCCUGGCUUAACGAUCUCGGAUGAAGAAUUCAACGAUUACCCUGAAGUCCUUGCUGAUGUUCGGGAUGAACUGGCAUUCCUCAAGAAGCUUAAGGGUGGUCGUCUCAACAAUCUGAAAUUCGCCGUACGACAUCCUCGCGAGGCCUUCAUUGCGAAGACGAGAAGCCCAUCCCACUCUCGAUCAAACUCGAUCAGGGUGCCACAAACUCCCACCCGUGAAGACAGUUUCAGCUCUCCCUCACCAGCACCAACGCCGGAUUCGCGAAAACGAUCCAGGUCUAUUAGGUCUAGGUCAAACUCUGCACUAGGGGCCCCUACGGUCAUGGCGGGUAUCAUCGCUGGCAGUGUGGCAGCUGGAUGGUCCCCAGUAGAGAGAACAGGAGAUCGAGAUUUCCCAGCGCCUCGCCCAAUGCCGUCGCCACUCUCCAACAGUGAAUUAGAGCCGGCCCCCGUCUUGACGGAAGAACCAAUAGAGAUUGAGGAGUCCAGCGCUUCUAAUGUGCCCCGCCUGAGUGUUCCACAGCCGCCCCAAAAGCAGAAAUCCAUUUCUUAG